Molecule: messenger RNA, 1122 nt
Organism: Linum trigynum
Lineage: Eukaryota; Viridiplantae; Streptophyta; Magnoliopsida; Malpighiales; Linaceae
Source: the annotation of a GenBank genome assembly
AUGGUGGUAUGCAACAGCUGCAUCAGGAGUGUGAUUGCUCAAACUGUUGUUUUCUCCAGAACAAGGUUGCUAUCCAGCGGCAACGGCGGGAGGAAGACUUAUUCUUCGCGUAGUACUUUUGGCCUUCUUCGCCUGAAUAAUAAUAAUAAGUUGAAUCCUAGUUUCCCUGUUCGGACAAACAUGAUGGUAGAUACGGGAUCCACCGCUGCGAAAGCCGCGCCAGCAGGCGGCAGCUUGCAGCCGGAGAAAGAAGAAGCCGGCGGAUAUCUCGGUGGAGCUUGUAAAAGUGAGGAUGGGAAAUUGAGUUGUGGGUACUCAAGUUUCAGAGGAAAGAGAGCAUCCAUGGAGGACUGCUACGAUAUCAAAAUUUCAAAGAUUGACGAGAAACCAGUCUGCAUGUUUGGAAUAUUUGAUGGUCAUGGUGGUUCUCGAGCAUCUGAAUAUUUAAAGCAACAACUAUUUGAGAAUCUAAUGAAGCACCCAAAAUUCAUGUCAGAUACCAAAUCAGCUAUAAGUGCAACAUAUCAGCAGACUGAUGCCGACUUCUUAGAUUCUGAAAAGGAGACAUACAGAGAUGAUGGCUCUACUGCUUCAACAGCAGUGCUAGUAGGCGACCAUCUGUAUGUUGCCAACGUUGGGGAUUCCCGAACUGUGGUAUCCAAGGCUGGGAAAGCAAUUGCCCUCUCCGAGGAUCAUAAACCUAAUAGAAGUGAUGAACGGAAGAGAAUUGAAAAUGCUGGUGGUGUAGUGAUGUGGGCAGGCACAUGGAGGGUUGGCGGUGUCUUGGCCAUGUCACGUGCAUUUGGGAACCGUAUGUUAAAGCAAUAUGUAGUCGCAGAACCUGAAAUCCAGGAUCUGAAGGUAGAUGAUGAGUUUGAAUUGCUAGUCCUCGCAAGCGACGGACUAUGGGAUGUGGUACCGAACGAGGAUGCCAUCUCGCUCGCCCGAUCAGAGGAAGAACCCGAGGUGGCAGCGAAGAAGCUUGUGGAAACUGCUUUUACGAGGGGCAGCGCCGACAACAUUACGUGCAUAGUGGUGAGAUUCCACCACAACGAUGCUCCGGCAACCAUCAUUGCGGUGGAUACACCACCCGAGAAUAAAGAGAGCAGCAGCAGCAACUGA